Messenger RNA from Dreissena polymorpha, 4506 nucleotides. RefSeq names its product zinc finger matrin-type protein 5-like. Gene Ontology annotation, molecular function: zinc ion binding. Lineage: Eukaryota; Metazoa; Mollusca; Bivalvia; Myida; Dreissenidae. Gene Ontology annotation, cellular component: U12-type spliceosomal complex. The transcript has 4 exons. The record is from RefSeq and is a predicted model, not a curated record. The coding region runs from base 245 to 751 and encodes 168 amino acids.
GAAUUAAACGUAUAAGUCCUCAAUUUAAUAUUUUCAUACACAAACCUGUUAAUGACAACAACGUUCGACAUGACAAUUGUGAUCCAUCGACGAAAUAGGGUGAAAUCAAUCGAAAUAAAGCCAUUUUAAGAAAAUAAUAUUUGAAGGAUAGACGAGACGAUGCUGUUUUCACAACUGUAAAUGUUUCCAAUCAAUACGACAAAACAAUAACAACUUAUUAGUUCUAAGGGAAAAGAAAGCAACGAUGGGCAAACGUUACUACUGUGAUUUCUGUGACAGAUCAUUUGCAGAUACAGGUGUAAAUAGAAAAAAUCAUUUCAAAGGCGUCCAACACCAACGUUUAAAAAAGCAGCAUUAUGAUGCAUUUCGUGAUCCAGCUUCAAUACUUGCAGAAGAAAGCACUAAAAUUCCCUGUACACGAUUUCAGACAGGAAGUUGUGACUUUGGUGACAGUUGCAAGUUUUCCCACAUGACACCAGAGAGACUACAUCAUCUUCAAGAACUUGUUUCAAAGCAAAGACAGAAGUCAGAAAAAGACAUAAACUUCAAUAAAGACCUAAAAGAGCCCACACUGGAAGAAUGGUUGGAGAAAAGAAGCAAGCGCCUUCGUAAGACUGAAAAUAAUGAGGAAGAAACUGAAGAAUUACAUUAUGAAUUACCCCCCUUUUUAAACAUUUCAAAUUUACCUCCAUCAUUAUUGCCACCUUCUGCUGAAGAGCUUAGAAACACAGCCAAGUGUGAAUGGGGCUGAAAGGAAAAUGUUUGGAGAUUUGAUUGAAAAUUAUACUUCACAGAUUGACUGUGGUAACUGCCUUUGUGGUUUGCGAUACAACUUAUAUGAAAGACCUCUCAGCUUGCAGGCUGUAUAAUUAUUACAAACUAUUCCUAAAGACUUGGAUUGUCCUGCAAAGUGGACAUUCUAAAAAAUCUCAAGCACUAUUGGAUGUGGUUUAUUAUAUGUCUCAGAAACAGUUGAUUCCUUGCAAACUUGCAUUUCAAUGACUUUUAUACUAGUUCAUUCAGUUACUACUAAAUCAUAUUUGAACAGUUACAACCAUCGAAACUUUAUACACCUUGUGAAGCGCUGUUUUGAUAAAGAGUAAAAUGCUUUAAAAUGUGUGUAUUUAUUGCAAAUAUGAAUUAAUGAAUUAGCCAAUUAUGUUCAAUUUAUUGUUGUUGAUUAAACAAUGAACAACUAAUCUAUUUGAGGUGCAUAGGAAUUAUAGUAGUGGUGCAUUAGAGCAUUUACGGGUUGUUUAUUAUCUGAUAAAUUUCCCUGUAUUAUUUUUAAUAUAAUAUUCCAUAUGUCCAUUGUUUAUAACUUCCCAUUUUUUCUACAUUUCAUAUUUGCUGUUUACAUUGCCUGUUUCAUGGAGAAGAAUUUAACCAAGUUUGGAAUAGCAUUUUUAAAAGUCGUGUUUUUGCGUUUAUACCUGGGCCUACCUUUGUAUUACAGGUAAUGAUAUUUAUCUACAAAACAUAGUACAGUAUAAAAUUAACUCUAUCAGACUAAGAUGCCGCAUGUGUGUUGAAUGGUGAGGAUACUUGAUUUGUCGACAAUUCGACUCAAAUGGCAUCUCAACCGCUUGUCAGGUUUUUCUUUAUUUUUAAAUGUUUGUUGUUUGUGAUACUAAUGUGAAAGUUGAACGGAGUGAUACAUCAUCCUUCUUAACAUUUUCCUGUUUCAUUCUUAAGUAUCAUGUGUAAUUCCAGAUAAAAAAAACGACCAAUAUAUAUUUGAAAUAUGAAAUCUUUCGCGGUCGUGCAUCGAUGAUUCCAAUAAUAGAUUUGUGCCUUGAACCACCUGUCCCAAGGUGGACACCAUACCCGCUACGCAAUGGCACCAUCAGUGCAAACGUUUUACAAUGUAUUAUUCCAACAACACAUUAUCAAAAAGUUUCAUGAUUAUCAGAUUAUUAUACCCCCACAAACGAAGUUAAGCAGGGUAUAUAGGAGGGAGCUUGUCUGUCGGUCCGUAUUUAGUGUCCCCUCUCUAUUUCAAGUUGUUUUCAUCCGAUCUUCACCAAACUUGUAUGUUUUAUCUAGAUGAUGUCUAGGUCAAGUUCGAAUAUGGGUCAUGGCGGGUCAAAAACUUGGUCACGGGUUCACUUAGUGCGUUUUAAACAUUGAGCACGGUAUCCGCUCUCUAUUUCAGGUAGUUUUCAUUCGAGCUUCACCAAACUUGGUCAGAAGUUGUAUCUAGAUGAUGUCUAGGCCAAGUUCAAACAUGGGUCAUGGCAGGUCAAAAACUAGGUAAGGGGGUCACUAAGUGUGUUUUAAACAUUGAGCAUGGUGUCCGCUCUCUAAUUCAAGUAGUUUUCAUCCGAUCUUCACCACACUUGGUCAGAAGUUGUAUCUAGAUGAUGUGUAGGUCAAGUUCGAAUAUGGGCCAUGCCGGGUCAAAAACUAGGUCACGGGGUCACUAUGUGCGUUUUAAACAUUGAGCAUGGUGUCCGCUCUCUACUUCAAGUAGUUUUCAUCCGAUCUUCACCACACUUGGUCAGAAGUUGUAGUAUCUAGAUGAUGUGUAGGUCAAGUUCGCACAUGGGCCAUGUCAGGAAUAAUCAUUUAUAUUUAUAAAACAGUGCAACGCAACAAUAUUUCGACUUCAGCUCAUAACAUUCCUUACAAUUUCCAUAUUUAAAUCAAACAGGUCCCAAAUCACAACAGUACAUUUGUUUACAAAUAAUGCUUCAUACAUACACUUUGGAAGCUGCCAUGGGUUAGAGCUUAAUAUAUUUAUUUAAACAAGAGCACGGCAUGGCGGGUGCCAACGCUUGGCUGUGGGUGCAGUUUUGAAUAAAUGAAAGCUUGUCAGAAGUGACCUUGACCUUUGACCUAGUGACCCCAAAAAGAGGUGUGGCAUGAAGAACUCAUCAAGGUGCAUUUACAUAUGAAGUUUUAAAGUUGUAUGUGGAAGCACUUUGAUUUUAGAGCCUCUGUUAAGGUUUUAGCACGACGCGUUGACAGACGCCGGACGACGAGCUGGCUAUGACAAUACCUCGGGUUUUCUCAGAAAACAGCCGAGCUAAAUAAACUAAGCUCAUACAUUUAAAUGUCCAUCAUAUAUUUCUGACUUUACAAGCCUCACCCUUGCUGACCACCCGGUACAUGAAUGGCAUCUUUACCCUCUCCAGUCUGGUCACUGUAGUUUCCCAUAUAUCUAUCCAGUCUUUACAUGGUGACUUAACAUGGGAUUGAUGAGGUUGCCUAUCAUUUCAACGUCAAUCCAUCGGCCUGUGACUGAUAAGGCCUUUCUGUAACAGUCUUGUGCUCCGAGCGUCAGACACUUCCUAAUGAUCCAUAUGGCAUCCAACCAAAAUGGCGCAUCAUGCUCUGCAUUUUAACGGUUAUACCGGUUGUGUACCGGUAAGCAAUCCUCGUAGUGUCACAAAAUAUAACUACAACAACAGAACUCUUAAAAUUAUUCAGUUGUUUCACAUUGCAACGCUUGAUAAUUUUCAGGAUUUUAAAUCGUAAAAAGAUGCGUAUAAUGGAUAUUUUAGAGCAUGGUAAAUGUUCAGUAAUACUGAUUCCUCACAAAUAUCAUAACAACAACGAAAAUUUGCGAAUCUGAAAGUAUUUUUUUUAAAUUUGGUCAAUUUACCAAAACGAGAAAAGGCCACUUUAAUGAUACGUGAAGUUGACGAAUUAUGAACGAAGGACGACGCUGGGCAGCAGCACAUACAAAAUUGUGAUCUGGUGAUUUGAGGGCUGCAUUCUUACGAAUCAGUAAAACACGUUGGAAGGUUUUAAGUUCACCAACAAGACACCGCGCCAGAACAACCAAAAGGGUGACACAUGUCAAUUGUAGUCUUCCUGUUUGCGUGUUGGCGGGUUUGAAGGUCGCCAAAUGUCUAGAUUAAAAGAAUAAAGAGAUUAUCAAAGCGUAAAUUGUCUCACAUUAAGUUUAGUGUCAUCUCUAUUGUCGUUCUUUAUUGGUGUAUGUUAUGCUUGCUAGUGAGUAUAUGUUAUAAUAUGUAUACGUGAUUCAGAGAUGGUAAAGAAUGCGCAGCAAACACAAACGCACACACAAACUUAAUUUUAUUGUUUAUUUAGAAUUAACGUGAAUGUACGAAGGUAUUGGUUAGUCAUCAGGACACCUUAAUUAACAACAUUAAUGUCAAUAUUUAUAUUUGUUAGUUAUUAACAUGUAUUAUUCUUUAUCAAACAAAACAUGCAAAACAAAUAUGGUAUAUGAUUUGCACUUAUGAAAAAGCAAGAAACUGCAAAUGAUCUGACUUUUGAUCUGGAUUGCGAGCAGUUAAAGGAGCUGUUAACUAUUUGUGUCAUUGAGGAAGUUUUGACCGCAUGACUAAUGAUAAAGUUAUAAUUGUAUUCAAUACAUUAAUAAAAUCAGAUCUACAGUCAUGCAAAGUUUUUAUCAAUGAUACUUUAAUACGACCUAAAUGCUCUCUUUAUACAUAGUUAAAAUAGCAUUUUUCCUCGAGCCCCCCCCUCCCCCCGUCAGAAUUAAGUAGGCUGAUAUCUGCCCCCUCACAACAA